Peniophora sp. CBMAI 1063 is the source of this 1710-nucleotide messenger RNA. NCBI's taxonomy places the organism in Eukaryota, Fungi, Basidiomycota, Agaricomycetes, Russulales, Peniophoraceae. The record is from the annotation of a GenBank genome assembly.
AUGCCGACGCUCACAGCCAGUAGCUUGUUCUCUCAGCUUGGCGAUCAGUAUUCGCUCUCCCUUCGUGUAUCACAUCACCUUAUACUCGGAGAACCUGGUAAUGGCGCCCACACGGUCUCAGCCAAACAACUGCAAGAUCUCGACGUCGCGCCUUGGCACGACGGCGUCUCCUUGGUCCUCCGUGCAGCUGAGCACCGCACCGCAAAGAUAGCACCCGCCAACCUACAGGCCAGCUCUCUAUUGGCGCAUUUCCGCGAUUCUCUUCAUGCAAACCUAGAUGGCCUCGGCUUGGACGAGAUAGAAGAAAGGUUAGAUGGCGAUAACUUGUGCAUCGACCUUACAAUGAACCCACCGUCUACUUCCCGGCCGCCGCGGCUCUACCUACGCGCCAUCCACCUAGACUACGUCUGGAAAGCAACGCAAGAAAGCGCAGAGGCGCAUAUAUUCUCCCCAAACCUACUUUUGCCCGAUAUCCCCGUACUCGAUUCCCUCUUCCAACGUCUCAUCACGUAUCACCUCGUCGGCCGAUACCCGCUCAUCUUCGGACCUUACUCUCGUAGACUGGAUGCCGAACGCAACCUGUUCCAAUCUAUUGCCCGGAAAAUUCUGACUAUCGCUGUGCGGUCCCCGAACACCAGCCACCGGAAGAGCACGCGCAGGCUCAUUGCGCGCAUGCGUGCCUCUCAUGAACGGGAGACCGACUUGAUUGUCUCUCGAGUCUCCGUGCUCGCACCAAGUGGCGACGAUAUAUCUGAAUCUAUGGAUGACGAUAGAGUAUCGGACACGCGUGCGAUCACGUUCGCUUUGGAGAGACUGUAUAGAAAGGCGCUUCGGCCUCGUCGAUUCAAGGUUAAAAUGUCAUCUGCACAUUCACCUCCCAGACAAGCCGCUCUCGAAGGUUACCCUGACUCCGAUCUGGACAUUCACCCCGAAGAUGGCCUGUGCUCUACACAACCUGCUCUCGCCGAUCAUGCGUCCGAGGAACACAACGACAUAUUUGCCGUAUCUGAUGGACACUAUAUACCAGUACAGGAAGACCAUACCGCCGCUGAGCUAGCGAGGGACAUGCUGGACCUAUUCGCCGACGACGACUCUGAGAAUGCUUUACUAAUAGACGAAGACGACCAGUUGGAUGAGUCCUUACUGUUCUCGGACGAUGAUACCGCUAUGCUCUCUGACGAAGAAGACAUCUUCUCUCCUCGGCCAUACCCUCAAACGCCCAUCAGUAGACGAUCUGCUUCUCCUGAUGAGCGUCACAUUGAACCGUACCCUCCUAUGGCAGUCUCUUCGCCUCGUACCUCUACACCUCGAGCUCCUGACGCUUUGGAAGAUCAUGAAAUGGCGCUCGACUUCGACGACAUGAAUGAUGACGAUGACUGGCCACCCACUCCUCAAGGGCAUUCCCCCACCCAUAGUCCACCUGACUCACACCCUUACUCGGCAUCUUCGUGGACAACUGCCACUCCCGACGCUCUCGAGGUCGACCCUGAGCAUGACACCGGCGAUCGCGAAGAUCUAUGUCGGAUAUUCGAUCACGAACAAGACCUCUCCCAUUCUCCUCUGCUAGGAUCCCCUUCGAAGGAACCACCACACGAUGACACAUACCCUCUAUCGCCUAUACCUGCAUCCUACGCCGAAUACCAUUCGGAGACUGACCUCGCUGAUCUCGCGCUCAUGGACCGCGACGACUGCCUUUCGUUCGACGACUAG